AUGCCGCCAAAGACCAGUGGAAAGGCAGCGAAAAAGGCUGGCAUUUCAUCGAAGGCAAUGAGCAUCAUGAACAGUUUUGUGAAUGACAUUUUCGAGCGCAUUGCUGCUGAAGCUUCCCGUUUGGCCCACUAUAAUAAACGAUCGACAAUAACGAGUCGCGAAAUCCAAACGGCAGUCCGCCUACUUCUGCCCGGUGAAUUGGCUAAGCACGCCGUAAGUGAAGGCACCAAAGCCGUUACCAAGUACACCAGCUCAAAGUAA
Molecule: messenger RNA, 261 nt
Organism: Scaptodrosophila lebanonensis
Lineage: Eukaryota; Metazoa; Arthropoda; Insecta; Diptera; Drosophilidae
Product: histone H2B-like
Exons: 2
Coding region: 1-261 (86 amino acids)
Cellular component (GO): nucleosome
Molecular function (GO): protein heterodimerization activity; DNA binding; structural constituent of chromatin
Source: RefSeq, a predicted model, not a curated record